CACGUAUGAGUUUCAAACUUGGCUGGGUUGCACAGUAUCAUACCUCUAAGGAAGUUAUAUUGGAGACUCGCAUGCGAGAGCAAGAUGACCUCAAGAUGGCCACGUUGCCUUGGGUGGGCGAGAUUGCACUUGUGCUUGCGAUUGGUGCCACAUGGUAUGGUGCUGAGCGGCAGCUUGCAGGUGAGACGCCAGUGAAAGUGAAGGACUGCGUUGGAUCCUCUGUGAAGGAACGUUUGCGCGGUACUGUGCCACUUGUUUUCUGUGACACUUCCAAGUUCCAAGCUUGAACAUCCUCACUUGGCUCUUUCCUAGGAUGCCAGCUUGUGCUUGCGGAGGUUUACAACAUGGCUGCAUUACAGAGUAUGUCACUCUCGAUGCUUCAGAGAUGGUUAUGUUGUGGGGGACUGGAAUUUGACUGCUCCAGAUCCAAACAGUUGGGUGCGAACAUUCUUUGACAUUCACGGCUGCUUCAUCUCUUAUUCAUUCUUUUUGUGCAGGUAUCACGUUGGCUGAGUGCAAGGAACAUCGAUUUCCCUACUUCGAACUUCGAGUUGGUUUCUCAGGUUUGCACAUGCCAUUGGGAAGAUCAGUGAUCACAAAAUUGCAGCUCCAGUUCGGGCAGAAGAAGAGAGACUCAGGAAACGCAAGGAUUGGAAGAGACCAACGUGGCUCUCAGACCGCUGCAGCACCAGACCAGGGCCUCGAGCAGCUCAUCAUUGACAGAUCUUGGCAGCAUUUGCAGCAUUUGCAGUGGAGAUUCAGUUGGACCCAGCACAGCUUCCAGGUUGGCUUGUGGAGGUGCGCCAAGCUGCCGGGUAAAGACUAUGAUGUCUGGUUUGUCAGCCUUUCAGUGGUGGUGUCAGGUUUGUGGUGCCAUCAACCCACACUGGGAUCACACGUGGCAGUGUUUGCUCAAUCGUGCUCCACCCUCGAGGCCUAGGUCACUCAAUGACUUGGAAUCGUGUCACGCCUUCCAAACUCAGUUGUGCAACUCGGUUUGUGAGCGCAAACCUUUUGAAGACCAGUUCCACUUCCCUUUCUGAGGCCUUUGGCACUGACUGGCUUUGUCUUUCUGGUUGGUUGAAGAGGAGCACGUGCAGGUGAACCACCAAUGGGUAUAAUAUCCAACCAAAUUGACCACUCCUUUUUUCUCAAAGGACAUCAUUGGUAUCGUAUCAGCCCUUCAUCACCAUCAAUGCUCUUGUCAUUAUUUGGUGGAAAGGUCGGC
Durusdinium trenchii is the source of this 1228-nucleotide messenger RNA. The record is from the annotation of a GenBank genome assembly. Lineage: Eukaryota; Dinophyceae; Suessiales; Symbiodiniaceae.